Messenger RNA from Dendrobium catenatum, 745 nucleotides. Its product is annotated as nascent polypeptide-associated complex subunit alpha-like protein 1. Bases 31 to 696 code for a protein of 221 amino acids. The record is from RefSeq and is a predicted model, not a curated record. NCBI's taxonomy places the organism in Eukaryota, Viridiplantae, Streptophyta, Magnoliopsida, Asparagales, Orchidaceae. Gene Ontology annotation, cellular component: cytoplasm; nascent polypeptide-associated complex. The transcript has 4 exons. Gene Ontology annotation, biological process: protein targeting to membrane.
AAACUGACAGGGUAAUAUAAACCAACUAAUAUGUUAUUUUUGUCGAGCCUAUCAUCUCCAUCGGAACUAGGGUUUUCUUUUGUCGCCAUGAGUGCCCAGAAACAAGAAGAGCUCCUUACGGCUCUUCUCGAGCAGCAAAAGAUCAACCCAGAUGAGCCUGUUGUUGAGGAUGAUGAUGAUGAGGAUGAUGAGGAUGAGGAUGAGGAUGAAAAAGAUGAUGAUGAUAUAGAAGGUCAGGCAGGUGAUGCAAGUGGCAGGUCUAAGCAAAGCAGAAGUGAAAAAAAGAGUAGAAAGGCCAUGCUAAAGCUUGGAAUGAAACCCAUCCCUGGUAUUAGUCGUGUCACAGUGAAGAAGAGCAAGAAUAUACUCUUUGUCAUCUCGAAGCCGGAUGUGUUCAAGAGCCCGAAUUCCGACACAUAUGUGAUCUUCGGGGAAGCGAAGAUCGAGGAUCUGAGCUCUCAAUUGCAAACUCAGGCUGCAGAACAGUUCAGAGCCCCUGAUCUGAGUCAUGUUAUAAGCAGCAAGCCAGACACAUCAGUCGCCCAAGAUGACGAAGAGGAAGAUGAAAGUGGCGUGGAACCGAAGGAUAUUGAGCUGGUGAUGACCCAGGCUGGUGUUUCCAGGAGCAAGGCUGUGAAGGCUCUCAGAGCAGCUGAUGGCGAUAUUGUUACAGCCAUUAUGGAGUUAACCAACUGAAUACUGGAUUUGAGCUUUCUCAUUUGUUUAUGGUGAAGUCUUUUGGCUA